GGCAGGGCAAGGAAGGAAGCGAGGUUGGGCGUCUUCAUAUUGGAACGUGUCCCAUAGACGGAACCGCACCUUUUACUCGGAGUUUCUUGCUCCUCCUCUGUAGUGACUGGUCACUCAACUCGGACAGAGAUGUUGUCUGCUAUCCGGUCUCAUCUUCUUCCACUUUUCAAGCUCUACCUGCUUGGUUUGAAGGUUCUGCUGGUUCAGCUGGUCAGCAGACCUUUCAGGUUGCCAGUGAUGCCCAGACAAGAUGGCAAGGUUGCCAUAGUGACAGGAGGAGGCAGGGGAAUCGGCUAUGAGGUAGUCCGCCACAUGGCCAGACUGGGGGCGCAUGUUAUCAUAGGUGGGAGGGAUGAGCACGAGGGUCUGGCAGCCGUCAGAAGGAUCUGUGAAGAGUACAAAGAAGCCAAAGUGGAGUUCAAGAAACUGGACCUAGCCUCUUUGCAGUCUGUCCAUCAAUUUGUCCAAAGCUUUAAGGAGCGGCACCUGCCGCUAAACAUUCUGGUCAAUAAUGCGGGUGUCAUGCUGGUUCCUGAGGGCCAUACUAAAGAUGGAUUUGAGCAGCACUUUGGGGUGAACUACCUAGGCCACUUCUUGUUGACCUGGCUACUCCUGGAGACACUGAAGGAUUCUGGGAAAUCUGGUCAAUUCUCUCGUGUGGUCAAUGUCUCCUCCUCUGCCCACCGCAUCGGCAAGAUCAGACUAAAUGAUUUAAAUAGCUACCAGUGUUAUUCAUCCCAUGCUGCUUAUUGUCACAGUAAGCUGGCCCAGCUGUUAUUUAGCUCCCAUCUCCACCAGGAGAUGCAGCAUGGAGGUUUCCCAGUGAGUUCAUGUGCUGUGGAUCCUGGCAUGGUGGAUACUGCCUUGUACCGCCACCUCUGGACGCCCCUCCGCCUGGCACAGAGGACCAUUGCUCACCUGCUUUUGAGGACCCCUGCAGAGGGCGCUGCCACUGUGCUUUAUGCCGCCCUAUCACCGGCCCUGGAGGGGGAGUGUGGAGGGGGCUACUGGGCUAAUGGGUGCAGGGAGAUGACAACAGCGCUGACCUCUGAACCCCAGCUGCAGCUGAGCCUAUGGCAGACCAGCCUCCAGUUAGUGGGCCUGCAAUAGCAUGGGACUAAAGGUCAACCAACAGGACUUAACCCUGAAGAAAACAUCAGAUACAGACCCUUAACUCGGGCCAACCAGCCACCUUCCUUCUCCUCCUCCCUUUUUUCUCAAUAUUUUUUCUCCGUCCAUACCUCACAUCAAGGUGUUUGUAGCGAUUUAUGGUGACAAUCUCACAAUCCACCAUUGGACUGUGAUUGAUUAUUUGGGAAGCAAACUCUUCCUUUUUAUUCCAGACCCGCCAAAGAAGGGCUAUGGGGGACGGAAGACAUUUUUUUGUUUUUCACUGUGAGCAAGCCAACGUACAAACAUGUAUAAACGCACUCUAGGGUUAUAUCGACAUAUGAUUUUGCUGUCAUAGAUACUGGACAGUUGCUGAAAUCAGUUGUUUAUUCCCUGAUCUAACCUCAGAUGUCUAGCCGGAGAAAUUGUUCCACAGUGUCGUAUUCAAAAACUUGCUAUGACACCUGCCCCACUCUGCCUUAAUGUCAUUAGUCUGACUUUCAAUAAAGAGUUUCACUCUCUACGAUAAACUGAAUGCCGUUUCAGAGGCUUUUACUUACAAAUUUAACAUUCGAGGCACACAUUAAAGUGCUUUUUGGGCAUGGAAAUAGUUCAACUGAGAAGCUGAAUUUCGGCACAGUAUACUGGCUACAAAAUCAAAAUGUCGGUCAAACCCUAGCACACAUAUACGCAUUCAUGCACCAUGACAAUGAUCAGAUUCUUCAAAUCUGAACCCGCCUUGUUGUACGGGGGAAUGUGAAGUCAUCACUUUGCUUUGACACAUCAUGAUGAUUUUUCAGAUCGUCUUGCCAUCCCGCCCGUUUUACUAGGAGCACCUUGUUCUUUUGGUACAUUCUUGUGCUUUUACUGGUUACUACUCUACUGAACCCAAAUGUUAACUGCUGGUCUUAGUCGUGUGAUAAGCGGUGUUUAAAAAAGGUGAUUUCUGCUGCUCUCAUGAAGAUGCUGGCAAAAUGUCACCAACUCCUCUGUCCUCUCUCUCUCCACCACUCAGCAAUCCAAAAAAAGACAUUCCUGUGGACUGAAGGGUGGAUGUGGGAAGACACUGAGAAAGAGAAGAGACCCUAUGUAAAAGUAGGGCCAAAUUUGAAUUGAUUCCCCCUAUAGACUUGAGAGUGAUGAGACAUUUGAUUUUGUUCCGCGGAAUUUUCCUGCUGUUGUCAUUUUCUGAAGCCAGGAUUUCUAAACGUUUCUGUUUGCUUUUGUCUGCUCAGAAACAAAAAGGGACGGAUGGGGAACAAAGCUCCUCGUCAAUCUGUCCUGGUUUUCCUUUGUGAUCUGUGUAAAUUGGUUUUACUGUACCUGUGAUACAUGUGUGUGCAGUGAGUGAAGCAUUAACUCAUGCUAUAGACCCAAUUCAUGUUGAUGGAUAGCACAACAAUGGCCAGUCCAGGAGGAACAGCGACAGAAAGGAGUGAGAGAGGGAAAACACUUAUUUUUCAGCAUUCAGACCGUGAUUGGUUCCUCGUUGCUGCUGCUGCUGCUGCUUCCUCAUUUGGCGCUGCUCCCAGUGCAUUGUGGGAUUGAGAUUUCCCAAUGGUGAGAAUCAAACUCCAUCUGCUGAGCUGACACACACUCACUCUCAAACAUUGGAAGCAGUACAUCCAGGCACAGGCUUAUCUAAGCAAGCACACAGCAAACAAACACGUCUGUGUCUCAUGCAGGAAGAUACCCACAUACAAACACACACACACACACAAAAAAACAGAGCCAUAACGCCAUUGCCACUGUGAUUAACCAUGUUAGCUGUGAAGAUGAAAAGUUUUAUCUCAACUUAAGAAGUUCUGGCUAAAAAUCCUUCCCCACAUGCCAUCCCACUGCUGUAUGUGUAUAACAUUGCUUUGAAUGCUGCCACCGAGCAUCCAGCAUUCAUUAUUAUCUGCUGUAUGUGAAGCAGUAGUAUCACUGUGGUACUGUAGCUAAUUCAGCCAGUAGCACAGGGCCAGACAUGCAGACUAGGAAAAGAGCCCAAGACUGUGAAAGUGUAUAAUCGAAAAAGAAACCAGCUUCAGUAUAUCAGAAAUUCAAAAUUUCGUUGUCUACAUGUGUAAAAACAUUAAUGUAGACAUCUUCACUGUGCUUUGUUUUGAACAUUUACAUUUAAAGUUGUAAUUUAAAAAAAAAGCACACUCUUUCUCAAGCAGUUUGAAGAUGUGUCCCAGUUCAGGAGCUGGAUCCUCUGAAGGAUGCAGCAAACAAAAGUCAGUUCCUCAGAGGAUCUAUAGGUCAGGCUGAACCUGCUCAUCCCCCCUUACGAGACCACGGCCUAUACUUACAUAAAUUUAAAAAAUAAAUAAAUAAAUUUAAAAAUAGUUCAGGCCCUUCUUGUCCACUCAUAAAGUCAAAUAUUUGCAAGUCUCUGACAGGAUGUUGCCAUCAGUCAACAAAGUUUGGAGGAUGAACUGGGACAUUCAACAACACAGUUAAAAGCAAGCCAAUGAUGGACCAGGCUGGUAAAUGGUAAAUGUCCGGCUUCCUUUAUUAACAACCUGUUGUUGGUCUGGUUCAUGUGAUAUGUUAAGAAGGGGUAGCUUACCUUAGCAAAUGGACCUGGUAAAUAUAAAGCGAUCAUUUGAAUUUACAAGUUGACAAAGAUUGUCUUAAUAAUCCAUUUAACAGCCAACCAUGACAUAAUGGACUGUGGGAUGACCCCCAAGGUGG
This is a messenger RNA of Xiphias gladius (swordfish), 3792 nucleotides long. RefSeq names its product dehydrogenase/reductase SDR family member on chromosome X-like. NCBI's taxonomy places the organism in Eukaryota, Metazoa, Chordata, Actinopteri, Istiophoriformes, Xiphiidae. The transcript has 7 exons. The record is from RefSeq and is a predicted model, not a curated record. Bases 130 to 1110 code for a protein of 326 amino acids.